GAAGUCUGCUCCUAUGUCGGCUUACGAUUCCCGAUGGGCCUUCAGUCGAAGAGGGACCAGAGGGAAUGGUGGUCGACGGACCCGUUGAUGUCCUCAUCGGUGUUCGCCAAGACGAUGACCAGGGACCGCUACGAUGCCCUGACCUCCGCGCUCCACUUCGCCGCGGAGGAUAGGCUUUGGAAGCUGCGCCCUGUGUUAGACGUCUUGGAAUCGACGUAUCGAUCCGUCUUCGUCCCGAACAAGAACGUGACCGUCGACGAGAGCUUGUGGGCCUUCAAGGGGUGUCACCACGCCAUCCAGUACAACCCGAGCAAGAGGGCUCGGAGAGGGCUGAAGGUCUACAAGCUUUGCUCGUCUGACGGUCCAGAGGCAGGGUAUACGGCGGCCUUCAAGAUCUACAUGGGGCAAGACCGCGGCGUAUUUCCAUCCAGCAAGAAGGCCAUCACCGACCUGCUGGAGAAGGCAGAUCUACUCGACAAGGGGUACCAGUUACACACCGACAACUGGUACACCUCCCCGACUCUCUUCCAUUACCUGCAGGCCCGGAAGACCAGUGCAGUUGGGACGGUACGUCUCAACCGGCGUGGCAUGCCCUCGGACCUGCAGGCGAGUCGGGGACAAAUCGAUUUCCGGUCCAGCAAGACCGGAAUCAUCUGCCGUCAGUGGGUGGAUAAGCGUCCAGUUACGAUGCUUUCCACCGCCCACACCAGCAAGGUCGUUACCCUGCCUCCCAACCGCCGAGGGGUGGAGAGGUCGAAGCCGAAGUUUCGUUGA
Molecule: messenger RNA, 774 nt
Organism: Penaeus monodon (black tiger shrimp)
Lineage: Eukaryota; Metazoa; Arthropoda; Malacostraca; Decapoda; Penaeidae
Product: piggyBac transposable element-derived protein 4-like
Exons: 1
Coding region: 34-774 (246 amino acids)
Source: RefSeq, a predicted model, not a curated record